AUGUCUGGCGCCGACUCAACGACAGCAUCCAUCACUUCCAGCAUCCUUCAGUACCGGACCAUUCACGGUCGCACUUAUCACAGCGAGCAGGGCGACGCUCAAUAUUGGGGAUCGAAUGAUGAUCAGCAAAAAGACUUGAUGGAUCUCACCCAUCAUAUUCUUACCCUCGGUCUUGGUGACAAGCUUCACUUGGCCCCGUUGAAGAAGGAAAACGUCCAACAAGCGAUUGACAUUGGCACCGGUACAGGAAUCUGGGCCAUCGACUUCGCCGACCAGUACCCGAACGCCACCAUCGUCGGAACAGACCUGUCGCCCAUCCAGCUGUCGUGGGCCCCACCAAACCUCCAAUUCACCAUCGAAGACUGUAGUCGUGAGUGGACCUUCAAGAGUGAUUUCACGGAUUACAUCCACGCUCGGUGGCUUAUGGGCAGCAUUGGGAACUGCGAUGCGUUUUUCUGGAAAGCUUUCAGGAACCCGAUUGGCGACUGGCCUGAGGAUCCUGUUGAGAAGCAAAUGGGCAUCUACACCAAGCACGGUCUUCAGAAGGAUAGCGAGGGCUUUGUUCUUUUCAUGGCACAUACUCUUGGUUGGACCAGAGAAGAAAUCCUGGAUUAUGUUGGACAAUUCCGAAAGGAGAUUGGAACUGGAAAAUCAUCAUGGCUACUUUGCUCAGAAGGUUGUCUGGGGUCAAAAGCCCGAGGCAUCUGA
Molecule: messenger RNA, 708 nt
Organism: Fusarium coffeatum
Lineage: Eukaryota; Fungi; Ascomycota; Sordariomycetes; Hypocreales; Nectriaceae
Exons: 8
Coding region: 1-708 (235 amino acids)
Source: RefSeq, a predicted model, not a curated record